GCUCAGUGUCGGCAGCAACCUACAGCCGUCUGCAAACUACUUUCCUCCCCCUACUGACCCUCUACACAGUUCACUCCUAAUCGAAACGAAAGUCGCCACGUCUUCUCGUCCGCAUCCACAUUUCGACGUCAUUAUUUCCCUCGUCUCCCGCCUUGCGACCCUAUAACUGAUUCCCUCCAACGGACGCACCCAUGGCCGACGACGCCUCCGCGUCCGCCGAGGACGUUCAACUUACCUUCAACGUGAAGGCGGCUUCCGACAAGAAGCUGGUCAUCACCAUGCCUGCCAGCUCUACCGUUGCCGACCUGAAAGCAAAGCUUGCCACGCCCGAAUACGCAGAUGUACCCGCCGAGAGGCAACGCUUGAUAUACUCUGGCCGCGUCCUCAAGGACCCGGAUACCCUCGCCAGUGCUAAGAUCAAGGACGGAAACACCAUUCACCUCGUGAAAGGGGCAGCGAGCAAUGCGCGUCAGAACCCCGCGAGUCAAGCGUCCGGCAGCACCGCGGCGGGAGCGGCUACGCCCCAGGUUCCCACCAACAUUGCUACGGGCACAGGAAGAGAUCCCCUUGCAGGGCUGACUGGAGCGCGGUAUGCCGGCUUCCAUGGUCUUCCCGGUGCAGACAUGUUUGGGCCAGAUGGUGGAAUGGGACCGCCUCCGGAUGCGCAGCAGAUGCUGGAGUUGAUGGAGAAUCCAAUGUUUGCAUCGCAAUUCAACGAAGCUAUGAAUAACCCCGCCGUCAUCGAGAUGAUAUCGAAUUCACCCAUGAUUCGCGAUAAUCCCAUGCUACAAAACAUGAUCCGGGACCCUCACAUGCGCAGAAUACUCUUCAAUCCUCAGAUGAUGCGUAUGCAGAUGGAGAUGCAGCGGGCCAUGAACAGGAGCGGAGAGCGCAUGACAGCGCCAGGCGUCACGGACACAACCCCCCAACCCACCACGAACACAGAAGGCAACGCCCCAUCGACGACGACAUCAGCCCAGCAAAACACGCCGGGGGCGGCCGCGCAGCAGAAUCCCUUUGCAGCAUUACUAGGUGGUGGAGCACCCACAGGCACCCAAGGCGCAACGCCCCAACCGAAUCUUGGUUUCGGAAACCUGUUCGGCACACCUUCUACAGGCGCAGAGGGCCAGCAGCAGCCGAAUCCCAUAGCGGAAAUGACGCGGCAGCUGAUGCAAGAUCCCGAAGCGAUGCGGGCCGCCAUGAACAUGUUCGGCCAGAUGCCCGCCGGAGCAGCAUUCGGCAUGCCUCCUCCAACUCAGAAUCCCGGCGCGGGAACCACUGGAACGACCAGUCCGCCACCGAACCCCUUCGCAUCGCUCUUCGGACCCGGUGCUCUUGGCGCAGGGGGGUUCGCAUCGCCUCCGCCGCAGGAUAACAGGCCCCCCGAGGAAGUGUACGAGGUGCAGCUUCGACAGCUGAAUGAGAUGGGUUUCUACGAGUUUGACAGGAAUGUGGCUGCGCUGCGGAGAAGUGGUGGCAAUGUGCAAGGCGCUAUCGAGCACCUCUUGAAUGGCGGUUCGUAGGACAAGGAUUGCCCUGAUGAUAGUUGCUAGUGUAUUUACACAGGGAUUGUAAUUUCUGCGGUGGUGGAUACAGGGUCGUUCAACCAGAUGGCCUGGUUCAUGAAGCGGCACAGCAGCAAUUCAUCACAAGCGUAAUCAUGUGUCUCGGAGGUUAAAGGCUUAGAUGUGCAGUUAUGGAUGCUGCGUCCUUCGGUCGUCAGAGUCCCGGCAGGAAAGAAAUGUAUCUUUAUUGGAGCGCAUGCCAUUGUUUGUGUCGCUUCGCUGUUGUCUUCUGUUCAAUAUCCCGGAGCCUUUCGAUAAAGUGGAAUGUCUUGGAAGUUCUGGAAUGGAAAAGCCUCUCUACGGAAUAUCAUAUAGGGCCAUUGGAAAGGAUUAUAAGGUAUCGCAUAUAAUAUGGCUGAAGGGCUG
Westerdykella ornata is the source of this 1931-nucleotide messenger RNA. RefSeq lists its product as uncharacterized. The transcript has 3 exons. Gene Ontology annotation, molecular function: polyubiquitin modification-dependent protein binding. Gene Ontology annotation, cellular component: cytosol. Gene Ontology annotation, biological process: ubiquitin-dependent protein catabolic process. The record is from RefSeq and is a predicted model, not a curated record. NCBI's taxonomy places the organism in Eukaryota, Fungi, Ascomycota, Dothideomycetes, Pleosporales, Sporormiaceae. Bases 192 to 1523 code for a protein of 443 amino acids.